This is a messenger RNA of Varanus komodoensis (Komodo dragon), 1206 nucleotides long. RefSeq names its product F-box protein 16 (gene FBXO16). Gene Ontology annotation, molecular function: protein binding. The transcript has 9 exons. Bases 7 to 1206 code for a protein of 399 amino acids. The record is from RefSeq and is a predicted model, not a curated record. NCBI's taxonomy places the organism in Eukaryota, Metazoa, Chordata, Lepidosauria, Squamata, Varanidae.
GACAUAAUGGCGUUUGGACGUCCCAAGCACCUCGAGGGCCCCAAGAUGCAAACGAAGAUGAGUGCAUGGACUCCCCUGAACCAUCAGCUCAUGAAUGACAAGGUUUUUGAAGAAAGAAGAAACUUGCUGGGGAAAUGGUUCGACAAAUGGACGGACAGCCAGAGGCGAAGCGUCCUGGUGGACUUCUUGGAGCGCUGCUCCCUCUCGCAGCUGAAAUUCUGUCUCAAGCAGCUGCAGAGUCGCGUUCCAGCUGAAGCCCUGGAUUUCACCACCGAGCUUCCCAGGGUGUUGUCUCUGUACAUCUUUUCCUUCCUGGACCCUCAGAGCCUCUGCCGGUGCGCCCAGGUGAGCUGGCACUGGAAAUACUUGGCAGAGCUGGAUCAGCUCUGGAUGCCGAAAUGCCUGCUUUUGGGGUGGCACAUCAGCUUCCCUCCGACUCCGUUUGAGGAAGGAAUCUGGAAGAAGCACUACAUUCGGACGGUGGAGGAGCUCCAGGUCACCAGGCCUAAGACCCCUCCGAAAGAGGCCUUCGUGGUGGUUGAUGUCCAGCCGAUGGCAAAAGAGGCCCCAGAGGUGAAGCAGUCCCUCUUCUCAGUCAUCCCUUCCGCGUCUCUGUUGGGAAAGAGGACGGGCAAGGGGGCAGGAGGCCUCCCUCCGUGGCGUUCUUCGGAUAAGCAUCCGACAGACAUCGUCCGAUUCAAUUACCUGGACAACCCGGAUCCAGUUGAGCAAGCAAGACAAGAGCGAGGAGGAGGAGUCACCCCAGAACGCAGCCAGAGAAAAAAGAAACCAGGAAGCGGGACAUACAAACUGCGGAAAGCAAAGUCCUUGCUGCCUGCAGGACUGCCACGAGCGCAAGCGUGCAGGACGCAGGCGUCCCUCUCGGCCGGCCGUGGCUCGCAGCCAGACGCUCCCGUUCGCCCAGCCUGGGCUGCGUACGAGCCAGCCGGCUACCCCGCGACCCAAGCGGCAGCCAAGACCCUCGUCCGGAGCGCCCGGUGGAACGCUGGGAUACGACCGGCACCUGCCCGGGGGCCGAUCCCGCAGCUCAGCGAGAAGGCGAGGAAGGCCUUUGUGCGCACAAGCCGGAGCUCGCCAACAUCCCCGCUUUUCAGAAGUCAGCCUUGGCAGAUUCCACCAUCCAGCGGGGGAUCGGACGCAGAGCAAGACGACGGAGAGAGCAGACUGUUCACAGCGUCGCGCUGA